AUGAUUUUCAAUAUUAAAAAGAAAGCAGUACAAUUAUUUGAUAUAUUAUUAAAGGGAGAAGGACAAGCCACUAUUAAAGAUGAAACAAAGAGAAAAAAGAUUGAAUUCAUCUUGAUGUUGCGCAAGUUUUUUUAUAAUGUUGGUAUCUCUCGAAAGGAUAAUAUAGCACUUGUAUCCAAUGUACUAUCAAUGCUCUCAGAUCCAGCAGAUAAACGUGUUUAUGAGAGACGACUCUUGGAGGAGAUUAUCAACCAUUUGAAAAAGAUUUUUCAAGAGAACCCAUCAUGGAUGCAGAGUCUCUCGACUCAGUUCAUUGAUACAAUGAUUGCAGUAUUGGACAACCACGACCGUGAAAAGGAACUAAAUUUGGCAAAUAGCACAAAAAGCAAGAUAUAUAACUAUUUGACAGCAAUGGGACGAAACAACCCAACCCGAUUUUCAAAUGAUCACCUAAAUAGAAUCGUUAUCAAUUUGAAUGCAUGGUUAUUACAAGUCAAGGAUUUAUCGGUUGAAGAGUGCAACUUUUUAGCCUCAAACUAUCACGAUGAUGAACUAGAUUUAGCUAAUCCAAAAACAAACAAAGACGAUGACGAGAAUGAAUUGAUUGUCUUUCCAGCCAAUCUCAGACUUGAUAUACUAUUACAAAUAUUUGGUCAUCGCAUGUCACAAUAUGUUUUAUUUCAUUCCCAAAACUUGGCACAAUCUAAACUAUGGAAAGAAAGACAUGCUGCUAUGGUUUGUUUAGCUACCUAUUGGCAAUUCAAGGAUAGAGAUUUUACAAAAAAUCUUUCAAUUAUUUUGAGAUUAUCAUUAAAAUUAGUAAAUGAUGAGAAUAUCAGAGUUAGAUGGGCAUCGCUGGCCACUUUAAAUAGAAUUUCUUUUCAAUAUACUACCCAUGAUUUGGUAGUCAAAUCGAGAAAAGAAAUAUUCCAAGUUAUUGACAAAUCAAUAAGAGACCCAAAUGAACGUAUCCAAAGUAGUUGUUGUCUGUUGAUCUAUGCAGAGAUGAGAGAAUUACCCAAUCACAAGAUUGAUGGUAAUCUUUUCAAUCGAGUUUGUGAUUGGCUUGAAAAACUACUUUUAUCUCCAAAAAUGCAUCUAGUUGAAAAUGCAUUAUUCGCAUUGGUUUCAAUAGCUGACAAAGAGAGAUUUAAACCUUACAAUGGAAAAAUCAUCGCAAAUCUAUUGUCAUUAUUGGAAAGACAUCAAUCAACAAGAGAGUCAAGAUUAUACGUUUUCGAGCAAUCUUGA
This is a messenger RNA of Cavenderia fasciculata, 1251 nucleotides long. RefSeq lists its product as uncharacterized. The record is from RefSeq and is a predicted model, not a curated record. NCBI's taxonomy places the organism in Eukaryota, Evosea, Eumycetozoa, Acytosteliales, Cavenderiaceae. Bases 1 to 1251 code for a protein of 416 amino acids. Gene Ontology annotation, biological process: protein import into nucleus. Gene Ontology annotation, molecular function: nuclear import signal receptor activity. The transcript has 4 exons. Gene Ontology annotation, cellular component: nucleus; cytoplasm.